Molecule: messenger RNA, 1205 nt
Organism: Haliotis rubra (blacklip abalone)
Lineage: Eukaryota; Metazoa; Mollusca; Gastropoda; Lepetellida; Haliotidae
Product: EGF-like domain-containing protein 2
Exons: 10
Coding region: 114-1205 (363 amino acids)
Biological process (GO): heterophilic cell-cell adhesion; establishment or maintenance of epithelial cell apical/basal polarity
Cellular component (GO): protein-containing complex; plasma membrane
Source: RefSeq, a predicted model, not a curated record
UAUUAAUAUAUCUAUUAUUCCCGACACACAUAAGAAGACGCACGUGUUAGUCCCAAUAGCAUAAGGGCGGGUAGUUUCCCAUGUGUUAGUCUUGUUGACCCGACACCACCAGUAUGAAGUUGAGCAUCCCUGUCCUUGUCGUAGCAGUGCUGGUAGUAUCCGUGACUGCGGACUUCCACUGUGGUCGGAGUGACGGUUUGUGUCAAAACGGUGGUACCUGCGACCUUGCUACUGGAGCGUGUGCGUGCGCAGCCACCUACACAGGAUACGACUGUAGCGCCCUUACAGCUGAGGUAGACCAAGGAAACUGUACCCCGACCUCUCCCUGUCAGAACGGGGGCACCUGUCACAGCGAUGGAACAUCAUACACGUGCCUUUGUGAGGAGGAAUACAUUGGGGCUGACUGUACCACAUUCCGCUAUAAAGUGACGUGCAGCCCCGACUCCAUGGCCCUUGACAUCACGCCGUUUGUACCCAGCUUCUCCGGGUCCAUCUUUGUGGAGGGGAACCAGGGGAAAGCAGCUUGUACCUUCACAGACAACGGCGGUGUCCAGCAGAUCAACAUCAACGACACCGACGCUGACUGCGGCAAUGCUGGGUAUGACAACGCUACAGGAACCACGACUCGAUGUUUCUACGUACUCUUCAACUCUAAUACAUUCACGUCACGUGACCAGAGGAUUUGCGCUGUCUGUGGAGCUGGUGACACUAUUAACAAGACCGUCGGUGCCGUCAAUGUAACUGUCAUAGACGGUGACCUUGACAGUCGCACUCUUGGAAACACCCCCCUGGACACGGACGUGGCCAUGGCGCUGUACGUGAACGGCUCCCUCAUCACCUCCCCGCUUCAGCUUGGUGACCUCGUCAUCGUCAACAUCUCACUCACAGAGGGAGGACUUAAACGCUUUGAAAGCAUCCGAGUAGAACGCUGUGUGGCCACAAAUACUAUGGCGGAAACUGACGCAAACCACAAGAAUGCCAAGUUCAUAGACGGAAGCUGCAAAUCAACCGAACUCGGUCUGCUGAUGGUGGACGUCAUGAACGGUACAGUAACCGGAGGACCAGAAGUCACCUACGGAUUCUCGGCAUUCAAAUUCAUCUUCGGUAAUUCCGUCGACAUCACGUGUGUUGUGAAAACCUGCCAGAUAGCAUCAGCAUGCGCCCCGCUAAACUCCACAUAUACGGCCGACGAAAUGUUUGGAUAA